AGAGGGAGAAGGGCAGGACUGGAGAGGGACAGGUUGGCGCGGCCCUAAGGGGAAUGGGACUGGGAGCGCCACCGGACCCCCGAGUGGGAGUGCCUCCUUCAGGCCUCCUUUCUGCCUCUCCUCCCUCCCUGCAGAAUGCUGGUGAGUGUGUCAGUGGGUGGGGGUCAUCUCGGGGGCCUGCCGCAGCUUGCUGUCCUUCGGUUCUAGGAUGCCCUGAAGGUUGACCAGGGCCCCUUACAGGACAUCCCAAAGCCGUGGGUGAUUCCAGCCCCCAAAGGGAUCCUGCAGCACAUCUUUGGAACCAGCCAGGUGUUCCAAAGCAUCUGUGAUGUAAAGCCAAAGGUCACGGGGUUAACAGUGCCCCUCAAAGUCAGGGAGUAGUGAGUGACUACCUUGCUUUGGGUUCCCAGAUUCCUGCCCGACACAGCCAUUCACAUACCGUGCAGCUUUGAGCCACUUACUCUCUUCAGGCCUCAGUGAACUCAACUGUCUAAUGGGGCUCUUCCACCUCAGUGGAAACGAGGCUGAUGGCCUGGCUGGACUCCAGCCUGCUCUCCCUGGGCUUCUGUCUACUCCUGCCUCUCCAUCCAGCUCCCUUGCCUCCCACAACCCCCGCCCCAGCCGUAUGCCCUGGGCUGGUCCACAGUCGGGGCCACCCCUCUGCCUGUCCCCACUUUCUCCACAGCUACUCCAGAGGCCAGCAGUGCUUGGAGCAGGCAGACUGGGAGACAGCUGUGCUGUUCUUCUCCCGCGCGCUCCACCUGGACCCACAGCUGGUGGACUUCUACGCCUUGCGGGCCGAGGCCUACCUCCAGCUCUGUGACUUCUCCUCGGCUGCCCAGAACCUGCGGAGGGCCUACUCCUUACAGCAGGACAACUGCAAGCACCUGGAGCGCCUCACCUUUGUGCUGUACCUACAGGGGCAAUGCCUUUUUGAGCAGUGUGCCUUCCUGGAUGCCCUGAAUGUCUUCUCACAUGCUGCUGAGCUCCAGCCUGAGAAAGCGUGCUUCCGUUACCGAUGCAUGGCCUGUCUCCUGGCCCUCAGGCGGCAUCCAGCCUGCCUCUCACUCGUCACCGAGGAGCUGAAGCAGGACCCCACCAGCGACGUCUACAUCCUCCGGGCCAGACUCCACAACUUUCUCCAGAAGCCCCACCUCUGCUACCGGGAUCUGCACGGUGCCUUGCUGUUGAAUCCCAAGCAUCCGCAGGCCAGGAUGCCUCAGAAGAUGGUGGCCCAGGCCCAGCAGGCGCGCCAAGACGCAGCGAUCCUGGCCGUGCAGGGCAGGCUGCAGCACGCACUGCAGCGCAUCAACUGUGCCAUCGAGAACAACCCUCUGGACCCCAGUCUCUUCCUCUUCCGGGGCACCAUGUACCGACGGCUCCAGGAGUUUGAUGGGGCAGUGGAGGACUUCCUGAAGGUGCUGGACAUGGUGACCGAGGAUCAGGAGGACAUGGUGCGGCAGGCGCAGCGCCAGCUGUUGCUUACCUACAACGACCUUUGCCGUGCACUGCUACGGCAGGGCGCCUACCAGGAGGGCGUGCUGCUGCUGAAACAAGGCCCUCCGGGAUGGCAGCAGGAGAAAGGGCUCUACAUCAACCGAGGCGAUUGCUUCUUCCAGCUGGGCAACCUGGCCUUUGCCGAGGCGGACUACCAGCAGGCGCUGGCGCUGGAGCCCAGGGACGAGGGCGCCCACACGCGCAUGGGCCUGCUGCAGGAGAAGAUGGGCUUCUGCGAGCAGAAGCGCAGGCAGUUCCAGAAGGCAGAGGACCACUUCUCCACGGCCAUCCGGCAUAACCCCCAGAAGGCCCAGUACUACCUGUACCGGGCCAAGAGCCGGCAGCUGCUGCAGAACAUUUUUGGGGCACGCCAGGAUGUGGCCACUGUCCUGCUCCUCAACCCCAAGCAACCAAAGCUGUCCCUGCUGAUGACCAACCUCUUCCCGGGCAUGUCUGUGGAGGAGGUGCUUAGCACCCAGAUAGCCCACCUGGCCAGGCUGCAGCUGGAACGGAUGGUGGAGGGCAGCCUGCAGGCCGGCGGCCCACAAGGCAUUGUGGGGAUGCUUAAGCAGUGGGAGUUGGAGCACCAGAAGGCCUUGGCCCUGCAGCGCUCAUGGAAGCAGGGGGAGCCUUUGAUUGAGACCUCCGAGAAGCUGCAGGCCACCCCUGAGAUUCCGCAGGUAGAACCAGGAAGCUCAGAGGGAGAGGCUGAGGCCCCCAAGGAGGAGGAAGAGAAGGAGAAGGAGAAAAAAAGCAUGAUGAGCGUCACUCACGCUGCAGCAGGUAGCAGCAGCCUGCUCCCUGUCACUGGUGCUGCAGAAUAUUCCGUCCUGUGUUUCUCUGUUCUACUGCUGGUAGACAUCAAGUACACUAAUGUUCAAAGGAAACUUUACACAAUUGAAGAGAAGAAACCAAAGCUCACACCUAGCAAGGUGGCAUCCCUGUCUGACAGCUACCUCGACCAGACCUCUUUAGCUUCCAGCAUGAGCUUCAGGACCACAUGCACCUCAGAGACUGAGACGUCGGCUAUCUGCCAGGAAUACAGGAGCACCUCAGCCACCGCCAUGACAUUCUCUGACUCGUCACUGCUGAAGACGCAAUCCUCAGACUCUGGGAACAACAGGGAGGCAUUGAGCCACGGUUCCAGAAAAAUCAAGGACAUCCAGGGCCAGAGGCAGAGCCUUAGCAAGACCCAGGCCACCCAGAGCCAGAGGCAGACCUUCAGCAAGACCACGGCCACCGUACACAGGAGGAACUCCAGCAAGACCAAGGCCACCCAGGGCCAAGGGCGGCGCUCCAGCAAGACCGAGGCCACUCAGGGCAAGAGGCAGAGCUCCAGCGAGAUCGAGACCACCCAGGGCCCAAGGCAGGAGCCCAGCAAGACCAAGACCACCCGGAGCCCAAGGCAGAGGCCCAGAAAGAUCAAGGCUGUUUGUGGCCGGAGCUGGAGACCCAGCAAGGUUGAUGCCACCCAGGGCCGAAGCAGGGGACUGCUCCGAAGUUCCACCAAGACUGAGGCUUUCUAUGACUCAAACUGGAGCCUCAGCAAGACUGAGGAUGUUCAAGGCCAGGGCCAGAGAACCAGCAAGGCUGAGGCUGCCCAGGGCAAGAGCCGGGGCAUGAACUCAACUUCCAGCAAGGCUGAGUCCACCUGGGGACCCAGCCCGAGUCUCAGCAAAACGGAG
Messenger RNA from Rhinopithecus roxellana (golden snub-nosed monkey), 3182 nucleotides. Its product is annotated as tetratricopeptide repeat protein 16-like. Gene Ontology annotation, molecular function: protein binding. NCBI's taxonomy places the organism in Eukaryota, Metazoa, Chordata, Mammalia, Primates, Cercopithecidae. The record is from RefSeq and is a predicted model, not a curated record.